Hypanus sabinus (Atlantic stingray) is the source of this 2290-nucleotide messenger RNA. Its product is annotated as SLAM family member 5-like. NCBI's taxonomy places the organism in Eukaryota, Metazoa, Chordata, Chondrichthyes, Myliobatiformes, Dasyatidae. Bases 1 to 741 code for a protein of 246 amino acids. The transcript has 4 exons. The record is from RefSeq and is a predicted model, not a curated record.
AUGGAUGAGGUUGUGUGGAAAAGAUCAUCACCCAGCACAAAGAUAGCUCGAUACUUGGAAGGGUCGAUUAAAUACUUUAAUACCACUUACAACAACCGAAUAACUCUUCAUUCUGGAAACUUCAGCCUGGAAAUCCAUGAUCUGAGGAAAGAGGAUGCUGCUGAAUAUGAGGUCAUUGUUACAGCAGGAGAUUCAGGAGAUGAACGCAGAAAGCGUAUCCAACUUAAGGUGUACGAGCUUGUGUCAGGAGCAAACAUCACAGUUCAGACCACUGUGACCUGCAACUUCACCUUGACCUGCACCGUGACCUCAGGUGACCCCACCAGCUUCACGUGGUGGAGGAAUGGAGAAGCUUUGGUAAAUGACAGCACGCGGCACAUCCGGGUAGUCGGAAAUACGCUAGAGGUUCAUCACACUGCAGAGGUCGAAGACGCUGUGUACAAAUGUGAGGUCAGGAACCCCAUCAGUAAUGAAGCUGCAGAGAUCAGGCUGAGGGACAUCUGCAAACUGGACACAUGUGAACUCGAAACCAAUCUUCAUGACAAUUUUUCAAAGAGCAUCUCUGCACUCAUUGCAAGCAUCAACAUCGUUGGUGUCAUUGUGGGACUUAUUUUCACGCUAUAUUUCACCCUCAGGAGGAGUGCAGCAGGAGAGAGAGGGUCUGCAGAGCCACUUCCCAACAGCUCAAUUUGCGCAGAAUUUCAGGCAGCAAAGAGCUCGCAGCAACAGGCAGCCUCUUGAAGGAAAUGAGAUGGUAAGAGGAGAUGUAUUACCCCAGUGAGGGGAGUGGAACUGCAGACCGAACUCUUCAGUCCCCUGGGACCAUUCUCACAGUCUGAAGGACAGCCACAUUACCUCGAGACAGGGGUACUAGUGUAAUCUCCUCAGACCAUCCUCACCACUCUGACAGACCACUGGAUGUUCUGGCACAAAGGACAAUCACAGACUCAUCGAGAGCCAAAGCUGAGCUUCCUUACAGUUCUGUCAAAGAUUCCACAGAGCUGAGAAACAUAAGCAAAGGCACCGGGUAAUAAGCAAAGAGAUUGCCCCUCAAACUGAACAGUGACCUUCAUAUUGGUUCAAUCAAAGCAACAAGAUUCCAUUUCCACUCAUAUACAGGGUACACUGUCCCCACACACCCGGCCACAGGGGUACACUGUCCGCACACACCCAAUGAUUGGAGUACACUGUCCCCACACACCCAGCCACUGGGGUACACUGUCCUCACACUCCUGGCAACUGGGGUACACUGUCCCUACACACACACACCCUGUGACUGGGGUAACACUGUCCACCCCCACACCAGUCACAGGGGUGUACACUAUCCAAUCCACACACCAGGUCACUGGGGGUAAACUGUCCCCCUAACACACCCAGUUACUGGGGGAAUUACAAUGUUCCCCCCCACACACAGACCGAGUCACUGGGAGGGUACACUGUGCCCCCCACAUGUGGGUACACUGUCCCCUCCCCAAGUGCCCAGUCACUGGGGUAGUGUCUCCACGCACAGACACUGGGGUAUGCUGUCUCCCUACACACCCAUUAACUGUGUAUUCUGUCCACACACACAGUCACCAUGGUACACUGUCACCACACGCACACCCGGUCGCCGGGGGGUUCACUGCUCCCCCCACUGCGUUACACUCUCCCUCCUUCACACACACUGUCCCCCACACACACGCACCCAGUGACUGGGGUACACAGUCCCCCACACACACUCAGUGACUGUAUUACAGUCCCCCACACACACUCAGUGACUGUAUUACAGUCCCCCCACACACACUCAGUGACUGUAUUACAGUCCCCCCACACACACAUACCCUGUGACUGGGGUACACAGUUCCCCCCUUCACACCCAGUCGCUGUGGGUUGCACUCCCCCCCCCACCCCCUCAACACACCUAGUUACUGGUGUAACUCUCUGGGAAAGGUUUCACUGCUAACGUAAUGGUCUUUCUGUAGAGCCAGUGUCUGGGUUAUGGUGAGAGAUAACGGGUGUUUUCUGAGGUGAACUGUCCAAUGAAGGGGGUGUGUUUUCCGUGUUGAGUGCCUGACACCGGUGUGAGUGGCGUCUUUUUGUUGGUGGGAGAUGAAGGGAGAUGAUGCCGGAGAGUAGAGGUUGGAGGAGUCGACCCUGAGUGGGGUCGUUAUUCGAUGAAACCCGGGGAGAUCGAAGGAGGAUCGGAGAAGGGGAAACUGUGAGCUCCAGCUUGUGCACGUUAGACUGUUCUGUUAAAAUGGGCCCUUUUCUUUUGUUGCUUUUUCUUUACUAACUUCUAGGCAAAUUAAGA